Schizophyllum commune H4-8 is the source of this 4935-nucleotide messenger RNA. Its product is annotated as RNB-domain-containing protein. Gene Ontology annotation, molecular function: RNA binding; 3'-5'-RNA exonuclease activity. The record is from RefSeq and is a predicted model, not a curated record. Lineage: Eukaryota; Fungi; Basidiomycota; Agaricomycetes; Agaricales; Schizophyllaceae. Bases 172 to 4476 code for a protein of 1434 amino acids. Gene Ontology annotation, cellular component: P-body; exosome (RNase complex). The transcript has 10 exons.
CUCCAUUCCACCUCCGCGUUCUUUUCCUCACACGCCCUGCCGGGCAACGACAACAGAACUCCUCAUUGUACUCCGAUCUCUGCAUAGUCAGAAUCACAUAUCGACAAACCCAAAAACACAUCGAAAACUCCCUCCUAACCCUCUCGUCCAACCGACUAGUUCACGAACGACAUGCCUGACGAACCCGUGGCGCAGCCCCAGCCGCAGACGCAGCAGACGCAGCAGACGCUGCCUAAGAAAGACGAGAAGAAGCCAGGAAACGCGGGGAACAACCGCGGGCCGAAGCGGAGCGCGUCCACCUCCAAGCCUAACAACGCCGGCGGCGCCAACAAUCAAGGCGGUCCCAGGCCGUCCUCGAGGACCAGCAGCAAGAAGAACAGCACCACGACCCCCGCCGAGUCAGGUUCCGAGGCGGCGGCCAAGAAGGGCGCCGAGAGCGAUAGCGGCAAGAAGCAGGAGCCGCGCAAGAACAGCACCAAUCGCGCGCCUGCCCAUCGCAAGAGCUCUGGCUCGACUUCGACCGGUCCCAAGAAGCCCAACGCCGGCGGCGGCCAGGCGAAUACGUCCCCGCAGCCCGGAAACAGCGGCAGUGAUGCGUUAUCGUCCCUUCAACGUGUCAUCAACGACCUGAAGUCUACGUCCCCCAACCCCAACCAGCAGCCGAGCACCGUUCCGCACGGCAUCUCGGCUAACGCUCCCGUCUUUCAGCCCGGUGCUGCCGCUUUCCCUGCCAACUCGCUCGACCAGCAGAAGCACCGCAAGGCUUCCUCUGUCGGCGCUGGCGCGCUCUCUAACAACUUCAACUCCUUUGCCCCCGGUCUCCACGCGAUGGUGGAGGACCACGAGGAGGGCGAGAUUCCGGAGAACUAUUACCAGCCUCCGCCCACGCACCAGCCUCGCUCCCAGUCGCAGAGCUUUGUGGCCCCCCGUUUCGCUGCCCUCGCCGCUCAGCAGGAGCAGGAUGCAAUCGGCCCCACUGGCCGCCCUACGCUGGCCCCGAACUUCAUGUUCGGUGCUCGCAAGCGCCAGGGCGGUCCCAUGGGCCCGCUGAGCGAGGAGGACAACGGUUUCCAGUUCCCUCAGCAGCAGCAGCAGCAGCAGCCGCUUCACGAGGCGCCUAGGGAGCAAGGUCACCGCAAGGCUGACAGCCAGGGCGAGAUCCACGGCAUCAUGGCCGAGCAGAUCGCUCUGCAGAACCAGAUUGAGGCGCUCCAGCAGCAACAGCAGGCCCUCUAUCAGCAGCAACUGGCCUCCAACCAGGUCCUUUCCUACCAGACUCCUGGCCUGGCUCCUGGUCGUGGUGCGCAUCGUCGCGUUCAGAGCACGGUGCCUAUGGCCGGCAACGGCUAUGGUGGCCCUCAGAACCCUAUGGGCCAGUUUGGCAACCUCGGUACUCUCAAUAUGGGCCUCGACGGGCAGACCCAAGGCGUUCCUCGCGGGCACGGUCGCCGUCACAGCGUCAACGUCGUCAACAAGCCCGGCCAAUCGUUCGGCCAGUUUGAUGGCUUCGACGAUGGGUUCCAGCCGCCUCUCCCUCCCGGCGGUCACUCUCGUCAGGCCUCCCGUGCUGACUCUAGUUGGCGUAUCAAUGGUGGGGUUGGCGGCGUCCAAGCCAACAAUGCGUUCGCGGCGGAUCUUGCGCAGGCUCAGGCGCAGUUGCAGAGCCUUCAGCAGUUCCGCCAGGCGGCAGGUGGCCACCACCACAAGAUGGCAUCGUUCAGUUUCCCCAACAUGCUGCCCAACAUGAUGGCGGCGAACAUGAUGGGCAUCAACAUGGGCGGCAUCAACCUUCUCCAGCAGCAACAGCAGCAGUUCCAGUCGCAGCUCCAACAGCAGUCCAACCAACCCCAGCGCAAGUCCCUCUUUGCACCCUACCUCCCGCAGGCCUCCCUGCCGCCGCUUCUCGCUGCUGGUAAGCUCGUCGUCGGUAUCCUUCGCGUCAACAAGCGCAACCGUUCCGACGCGUAUGUCGCCACGGAGGUGCUUGACGCCGACAUCUACAUUUGUGGCUCGAAGGAUCGCAACCGGGCGUUGGAGGGCGACAUCGUCGCCGUGGAGCUCCUGGACGUUGAUGAGGUCUGGGGAACGAAGAAGGAGAAGGAAGAGAAGAAGAGGAAAAAGGAAGAGAACUCGGCUUACGAGAAGUCUGGCGCCGGCCGCAAGGAUGACAAGAAGAAGGACGACGUCGAGGUUGAAGGCCAGGGGCUGAUGCUCUUCGAGGACGAGGAGGUCACCGACGAGGUUAAGCCUCAGUUCGCCGGCCACGUCGUUGCCGUUGUCGAGCGUAUGCCAGGUCAGCUGUUCUCUGGCACACUUGGUCUUCUGCGCCCGUCCUCGGCCGCUACCAAGGAGAAGCAAGAGGCUGAGCGCCGUGAACGAGAGGGGAUCACGGGCGAGGAGCCCAAGAAGGGCCCCAUCGAGCGUCCCAAGAUCGUUUGGUUUAAGCCGACGGACAAGCGUGUCCCUCUCAUUGCCAUCCCGACCGAGCAGGCGCCGCCCGACUUCGUGCAGAACUCGGAGGCCUACGUCGACAAGCUAUUCGUUGCAUGCAUCAAGCGUCACCCUAUCAGCUCGCUUCAUCCGUUCGGUACCCUCGUGGAGGAACUCGGUCCCAUUGGAGACAUUGAGGUGGAAACGAGCGCUCUGCUGAAGGACUGCAACUUCCCUACUGAGGACUUCGCCGACAAUGUGAUGAAGUGCCUGCCGCCUAUGCCGUGGACUAUCCCCGAGCGUGAGCUCGACCUUCGCAAGGACUUACGCGGGGAGCGCAUCUUCAGUAUCGACCCGGACACCGCCAAGGACCUCGAUGAUGCCCUUUCUAUCAAGGCCAACGAGGAUGGCACAUACGAGAUUGGUGUUCACAUUGCCGAUGUGUCGUACUUCGUCAAGCCGAACACGGCACUCGACCGCGACGCGCGCAAGAGGGCGACCAGCGUGUACCUCGUGCAGCGUGCAGUGCCGAUGCUCCCGCCAACGCUCAGCGAGGAGCUCUGCAGUCUUGUUCCGGGCCAGGACCGUCUCGCGUUCUCUGUCGUCUUCACCAUGACUAAGGAUGCGAAGGUGACGAACAAGUGGUUCGGCAAGACCAUCAUCAGGUCCGCUGCGCAGCUGUCGUACGCGAACGCGCAGGAUGUCAUCGAGGGCCGUGUCCUCGGCGACGUUCCCGUCAUUCCCGAGCACAACGCGGUCGACAUUGAGCACGAUAUCCGCGUGCUGCAUGACAUCGCGAAGGAGCUGCGCAAGCAGAGGUUCGAGAAUGGCGCGCUGUCCUUGGACUCGCUGUCCUUGAGCUUCAAGCUCGACGAGACGGGCAAGCCGAUCGACUGCGGCCAGCGCACUCGCGUGGAGGCGAACGACCUCAUCGAGGAGUUCAUGCUGUUGACCAACAUUACGGUCGCGCAGCACAUCGCUGUCCACCUCCCCGAGCAGGCCUUGCUCAGGCGCCACGACACCCCCAUCGAUCGUCGCCUGAACAACUUCGUCGACCGCGCCAAGCGCCUCGGUGUCCAGAUGGACACCACGUCGUCCGGUGCCAUGAUGCGCUCCUUCGACGCCAUCAAGGAUCCAAUGACGCGCAAGCUGCUCGAGCUGCUGUCGUUCAAGGCCACCCAGCGCGCCAAGUACUACUGCGCGGGCAUGCUCGACAUCGCGAAGUAUCACCACUAUGCGCUCAACGUGCCUCUGUACACGCACUUCACGUCGCCCAUCCGUCGCUACGCUGAUGUGUUAGUGCAUCGCCAGCUCGAGUCGACGUUGCAGAGCACGCCUGGUGAGGCGAAGUUCAUGAUGGACCGUGAUGCGGUUGCGAAGGUCGCGCAGCAGUGCAACAUUAAGCGCGACUCUGCUGUACUCGCCCAAGAGCAGUCGGCACACUUGUUCUUGUGUGUCCUGAUCUCGGACCUCACGCACCGCUACGGCCCGGUCAUUCGCCAGGCCAAGGUCAUCAACGUGCUCGACGCUGCUUUCGAUGUGCUCGUUCCCGAGUUCGGUAUCGAGAAGCGCGUCCACGUCGAUCAGAUGCCCAUCGACAACCACGUCUACGACGAGCACACGCACGCCCUGCAGAUCUACUGGUCCAACCGCGACGUGAUCACCUGGCUCGCCGAGAACAGCGACGACGAGCACCUGAAGAAGGUGAAGCAGAACGCGGAGCAGCACGCGCUCAAGAUGGAAGUGGCUUCGCGCUCGGUUCAUGACGAGAGCGCGCUGUUCGAUGAAGACGACGGAGAUGACGAGAUUGUCCUCGGACGCGACAACGUCGACGCGACCAAGGAGACCUCGAAGCAGAGGCUCAUCUCGAUGGCGAAGGCCGAGCCUACCUUCGAGGGUUUGCGCACGACCCCGGCUGGGCACAAGAUCCAGGAGAUCAAGGAGCUGCAGACCGUUCCCGUCAUCGUGACGGCGGACCUGACGAAGAGUCCCCCUGUUAUCAAGGUGUACAGCGUCAACCCGUACGCCGAGACCAAGAAGAACUGAGGAUAGGGUCGGAUGGACAUUGACGCCCUUUAACGGUGCUCAAGCCGUUGUACUAGUAUUUGGAUCUAUGCACUCUUUCUUUCGCGUUCUUUCAUCACUUACUGACUACCGUACGAUGUCCGACGACCCUGGACUCCCCAUGGCCCCAAGGCUGGCCCCAUCGAACGUAUAGCCUCACAAACCCAUACUCUUCUCUGGCCGUCCUCCUCUUCGUACUUCCUCCCCACUUCCUCGCUGUUUCCCUUUCCAUACUCGAAUAUGUCGCACCUCAUGUCAUGUCUUUUGACGAUUUGUACUUAUCGAUGCCUCGCAUGUAUACGUUUGUGGACGAGAAUUAAUUGUAUUCCUCGCUGUUUGCUUCUACCUCGAGUGCUGUCCCCACGAGAAGCGCGGGCACGAGAAGUGGGGUGUGUGGGUGCCCGUGGGGGAUGUUAAGCCAAGAUGAAAGGUGUGGUGAAG